CUCCUGACCCGCCGCUGCGGGCCCCUGGCCGGCCCCUCCGGCCCCGCCUGCGCCCCGACCGCGCUUCCUUUGUGGAUCAGAAUUAUUUUUUUGGCAUCCUUCUCCCCUUUGAGAUUACGGUGCUGGAAGACCGACCCUGCCACCUCGGUCAGUGCCCCCUGCCCGGGGAACGUGCCUCCUUUCGUUCUUCCCCGCGGGCUCUCCCCGCGCCACUCUCCUUUCGGUAUUUAAUGGAUUGGGGCUGUUUAAGUUUUUGUCUGUUUGUUUUUCUCGCCUCUUGGCUGGAAGACCCCGCGUGAAGCUCUGCGCCGCUGCCCCUCCUCGUCUGUUCCCUUUGCACAGACACCCAAAUCCACCUGCCUCGGGGCCCAAGAUGUUCCGACAGUGACGGCAGCGAGGGCCGGACCGCACGCGCAGAUAGUGCCCUCGCCCAGGCCGGCGUGAUACACACUCCCUCACGCUCCUCUCUUUCGUAUUCUGAGCUCUGAGGAGAGAAGACGCAGGGGAAGAUGUGGCUGAAGCUUUUUUUCUUGCUCCUCUAUUUUCUGGUCCUGUUUGUUCUGGCCAGGUUUUUCGAGGCCAUUGUGUGGUACGAAACUGGCAUCUUUGCCACCCAGCUGGUGGAUCCAGUGGCGCUGAGUUUCAAGAAGCUGAGGACCAUUCUGGAGUGCCGAGGGCUGGGAUACUCGGGGCUGCCGGAGAAGAAGGAUGUCCGGGAGCUGGUGGAAAAGUCAGGUGACUUGAUGGAAGGUGAGCUCUACUCUGCACUCAAAGAAGAAGAAGCAUCUGAAUCUGUUUCUAGUACCAAUUUCAGUGGUGAAAUGCACUUCUAUGAGCUUGUAGAAGACACAAAAGAUGGCAUCUGGCUGGUUCAGGUCAUAGCAAACGACAGAAGUCCCUUGGUGGGUAAAAUCCACUGGGAGAAAAUGGUGAAAAAAGUGUCAAGAUUUGGAAUACGUACAGGCACUUUUAACUGUUCCAGUGACCCCAGAUACUGCAAGAGAAGAGGCUGGGUACGAUCCACACUCAUUAUGUCUGUUCCACAAACAAGUACUUCUAAAGGGAAAGUCAUGCUUAAAGAAUACAGUGGACGCAAGGUUGAAGUAGAGCAUAUUUUUAAGUGGAUAACUGCUCAUGCAGCUUCUCGGAUCAAAACCAUUUAUAAUGCUGACCAUUUAAAAGAAGAAUGGAAUAAAAGUGAUCAAUAUUGGGUAAAAAUAUACCUAUUUGCAAACCUUGACCAACCUCCAGCUUUCUUCUCUGCACUAAGUAUAAAGUUUACUGGAAGAGUUGAGUUUAUUUUUGUUAAUGUGGAAAAUUGGGACAAUAAGAGUUAUAUGACGGAUAUUGGUGUAUAUAACAUGCCAUCAUACAUACUUAGAACUCCUGAAGGAAUUUACAGAUAUGGAAAUCACACAGGUGAAUUUAUAUCCCUUCAGGCCAUGGAUUCAUUUUUGCGCUCAUUACAACCUGAAGUAAAUGAUUUGUUUGUUUUGAGCUUGGUUCUAGUUAAUCUUAUGGCUUGGAUGGACUUAUUUAUCACACAAGGAGCUACCAUAAAGCGAUUUGUGGUUCUCAUAAGCACUUUAGGGACAUAUAAUUCUCUAUUAAUUAUUUCCUGGCUGCCGGUGUUGGGCUUUUUACAGCUCCCUUAUUUAGAUAGCUUUUAUGAAUAUAGCUUAAAAUUGUUGAGAUAUUCCAAUACAACCACACUGGCUUCAUGGGUAAGGGCGGACUGGAUGUUUUAUUCUUCACACCCAGCGCUGUUUCUUAGUACAUACCUUGGACAUGGUCUACUAAUCGAUUACUUUGAGAAGAAGAGACGGCGCAACAACAAUGACGAAGUCAAUGCCAAUAACCUUGAGUGGUUAUCAAGUCUGUGGGACUGGUCCACCAGCUGCCUCUUCCACCCAAUUGCUUCUUUUCAGAACUUCCCCAUAGAAUCCGAUUGGGAUGAAGACCCUGACUUCUUCUUGGAGCGGUUAGCUUUCCCUGACCUUUGGCUUCACCCUUUGAUACCAACUGAUUACAUUAAAAACUUGCCAGUGUGGCAGUUUAGGUGUCUUGGAGUCCAUUCUGAAGAGGAAAUGUCAGAGGAUUCUCACGAUAUUGAAAAUGACACAGAUAUUGAAAACACAGACACUUUUAACAGUGAAAAGAAAGUAUUUGAAGAUAAACAGAUUCACAAUUCACCAGGAAAAGCAAGUCACUGUGGUGCUGAGGCUUGUUCAUGUGCCAAUAAAUAUUGUCAGACCAGCCUGUAUGAAAAGAAGGGGAGGUCAUAUGGAUCAUAUAACACUAAUGAAGAUAUGGAACCUGAUUGGUUAACCUGGCCUGCUGAUAUGCUGCACUGUACUGAAUGUGUUGUUUGUCUAGAGAAUUUUGAAAAUGGAUGUUUGCUAAUGGGGCUGCCUUGUGGUCAUGUGUUCCAUCAGAAUUGCAUUGCGAUGUGGUUGGCUGGGGGUCGACACUGUUGCCCUGUUUGCCGGUGGCCUUCUUAUAAAAAAAAGCAGCCAUAUGCACAACGUCAGCCCUUGUCAAAUGAUGUCCCAUCUUAACCACGUGCAAUUUGUGCUUUAUAAGCUUUGAGUAUCUUACAGCUUGCCUUUUUAAUGUUAGUCACAAUUUUUGUGGUUUGGAGUUUAGUUUAAUGUUAGUGCAAUGACAGGAAAUACACAUUAUGCUAAUGUUGAUGACAAUUAUUUGGUUGCCUGUAUGUCAAUUGAAUGCAUACUUAAUUGUAAAAAAUUUUAUUUACAACAUUUGCAAUUGAGAAGUUAAUGUUUUUUUGUAAGCACAAAAGAAGUAUGAUAGAAAUUUAUCCUAGCAAGACUUUACAAAGUAGGAUCAAAUUCUAAUGGAAUUGAGGCAAUUUCUUAUCCUAAAUGUUUCCUCCUUUUUUACAAUCUGUCCAGCAUCUCUUGGUUAAAUAAUGUAUGCUCUGAGAUAUGAAAUUAAAACAGACCAAUGAAAUAAAUUAUUUUAAAACCAGAAGA
This is a messenger RNA of Pteropus alecto (black flying fox), 2996 nucleotides long. Its product is annotated as charged multivesicular body protein 3. The transcript has 4 exons. The record is from RefSeq and is a predicted model, not a curated record. Gene Ontology annotation, molecular function: ubiquitin-protein transferase activity. The coding region runs from base 510 to 2558 and encodes 682 amino acids. Gene Ontology annotation, cellular component: ESCRT III complex; endoplasmic reticulum; multivesicular body. NCBI's taxonomy places the organism in Eukaryota, Metazoa, Chordata, Mammalia, Chiroptera, Pteropodidae. Gene Ontology annotation, biological process: late endosome to vacuole transport; protein ubiquitination; protein transport.